AUGUUUUAGAAUUGUGACUAAAAAUAAAAUAAUUAACAACAACUAAGAUAAAGUCUUUAUCAAAAAAUAGUCCUAAUCAUCUAGAACAGCAACAUUUAUAAACAACGCAAAGAAAUAUUUAAAAUUUUAUUCUAAUCUGUAAGUGUCAGCUCAAAUGCUUUACUAUUGACAAGGAUUCGCAUUACUUAACUCAUCAAUUUUUGCUUUUCUUUUGAUUAAACUUUUAAGUUUGGAUGCAGUAGCGUUUUUGCACAUCUGAAUUAAAUGCAAGAUAUUGGGUCUAGUUUAUAAGAAGAGCACUAUGAAAAAAAUUUAGAGUAAAAUAUGAAUUAAGAAUAAAUCUUAGGUUUUGUCUAAAAUUAAUUCAAAAUGGACUCUAAUAGUUUGUUAAAUACUUUGCGCAUCAUAGCCCCAAUCUACUUGAUUAUGAGCCUUUGUUUUAAUAUUAUAGAGUUAGCAAAUAAAAAAUAAAAAAUAGAUAUAUUAGUGCUUUUUUUAGUUUUAAUUACUGUUUCAGAUUUAAUUUUCUUUAACUCUGCAUACAGUUUCUCAAACUUAAAGCCAAAUCGCUUUGAUUCUGAACUUUUUAAUUCAAAUAUAUCAACAUACAAUAUGUAAUUUAUAAGUUCUAAAGAUUAAGAGAUUUUGCAAUAUGCAUAGAGCAAUAUCUUCUUAAUUGCAAACAGGGCAAUUAUUGCUUAUUGCUUGAUAACAAGAAUUGUUGCUUUAUUAAUCAACUCUAUUAAGCUUUACAAAAAUACUAAGGUGCUUUAAUCUGCUAAAGUUAGUUCGAAGAAAAUUUAAUAAGCGAUAAAAUUAUCACCAAGGAAAGAAACUACUUGCAAAAAUAAUAAAAAAUAAGGAGAACAAAUUUAAAAAGAUGGAAUAAAUAAUCAAAUACGAAAGAACUCACUUAAAACAAGCAAUACUAAGUCAAACUCUACAAUCUAAGAUAUCAAAUAAACAUAAAAAGCUGAUAACUCCUCAAAAAAACAGAAAAAGUAAAAACACAACUAAACAAGUACUCAGCCUCAAUUACUCAAAGAAAAACAAGAAAAUUUAGAUUUAAUUAAGAUUGAAACAAAUGACACUCUUGAAGUAAUUAACAACUCUCCAAAAUAGAAUUUAAAUAAGAAAAGUAAAGGUACCACAAAAAAUGUUGUAAAAAGCAAUUUCGAUGUAAGUGCUGCUCCAUAAGCUCAAGAUAUUAUACAAAGUUAAAAAAGUACUCAAGCAACUGAAGUGGUCUAAUUUUAAGUUGAAAAAAAAAAUAAAUCUACCAACUUAAAGUAAAAAGAUGUAAUUUAAAAAAAUAGUGAAUUAGAAACUUUGGGAACUAAUUUAUUAGAUGAAAAUUUAAAAAUCGAUAGUGUAGAACUUAGUGAGAAUCAAAUAGAAAACAAACUUUAAAAAAGUGAAAAGGAAUAAGAAAGCAGCUAUAACUAAUAAGAAAAAAAUGAAAUUUAAAUUUAGUAACAAUAAAUUGAUAUUAAUUAAAUUUCUAAGAAAUCUGAAAUUUAAAAUUAAAAUUCUCAGAUUUACUUAGAUUCUUUUUAAAACUCAUCUACAUGUUAAAUACCUGAAAUUUAAUCUUCAGAACUAUAACAGAGUAUUAAUUCAAUUAAAUCUAAUAACUUAAUCAGCUCACCUGACAUAAACAGUACCAAAUCUCCUGAUAUGAAUUGUUCCAUUAUUUCACCUAUUAUUGGUUAAUCAAACUAGAAACAAAAUGAUACUUAGAAUAGGAGUGAUAUAUUGAGAUAGAAUUCCUAUGAAAGCACUGAUUUUUGCUUGAAUGAAUAGACUAAACCAUAACCAUAGCAAGUGAGUAUGAAUUUCUCUUAAUCCCAAUUAAAUGAAGAAAAUUCAAUCAAUAAUUCUAUAAGUCUCCAAUCAAAUUUAAUUAAUUAACAAUAAUAAUAAUAACAAGAGGUAAAUAGUAGUGAUUAAAAUAAAUUAAAUCAAUAGCUUGGAGACUAAUUAAUUAUUGAACAAGUUAACGAAGAGCUUCGCAAAAAGUGGAUAUUGAAGCAAAAAGCAGCUAAAUUAUAGAAGAAGAACCUUAAUUCUUCAUCAACUACUCUCUAAAGUAUUCAAGAAAAUUCUAUUCAUAACAAUAGUAACUUUAUCAACUAGAGUUAAUUAAGCUAGAACGAUAAUAAUCUAUCUUACAUCUAGGGAGGAAACAAUUAUUAAUCUCAUAACAAUAACCUAUCAUCUCACGACUAGUAAUUCUUGUAAGAUGAUUUGGAUAUUUCAACAAACGAUGAAAGUAACUUUAAUUCUAUUAAUUCAAAUUAUGAUGGUUAGAUGAAUACAAAGCAAAAUAAUAAUACUACCAAUCUCAAAAGUCUAUCAUAGCACCUUUUGAAUUAAUAGGCUUAAUUCACACUCGCUCAAAAACAAUAGUAAUAAUAUCAAUAACAAAUUUCUUAACAAGACUAUAUAAGAAAUAAUGCAUAAUAGCAUUUUGAAUAAACUGGGUUCAAUGAUAUUUUAAAUUAAGAAACUUAAUGCUAUUACUAGAGCUAUGCAGAAUAAUAAUAUCAUGAAGAAUAAUAUUACAGUUCUGAUAAUAUAUCUCGAACUCCUAGCUCUCGAACUAGUGGACUUCGAACUUGUGGCUCAAAAAAUGUUCAAUUCAAGCAUAAUUAAUACUUUGAAGAUAGUUACUAAGACCCUUCUUAGAAGUGCUUUGAAGAGUUUGUAAAAAUGAAUUAAUGCAACAUUAAUAAGUAACAAUAUGGUUAGAAUGGUGGCUAGUAAAAUCAGCAAGGGCAACAUCCAUUUUAGUUUUAUUACGAAGAUGAAGAGCAGUGCUAGGGCUAAGAAAGCAAAACACCUUUUGAAAUCUUUUAUGACUAACAAUGCAUGAUCGAUGAAGAUUAUGAUGAAGAGGAGGAAUUAGAUUAGUUCUAAGAAAAUUUUGAAGAUGAUGAUGACGACGAUGAAGAUGAUGAAGAAUAUAACGAAGAUGAAGACGAUGAUGAUGAAGAUGAGGAUGAAGAAGAAGAAAAUUAAAAUACUAAAAACUAGUUUAAGUUAAACACCAAUGGUAAAGGAGCCAGCAACGAUUAGAUGAAAUUCUUAAGUUUAAAUAAAAAUGCAGGUUUCAAUACUUAUUAAGAAUGCGGCGGUGUUGAGUCUAUAACUGAUAACAAUAGUACUCUCAUAUAAAGCUAGUUAUAAAACACUGAAAUUUAUUCACUUGAUGAGUUGAAAUCUCAUCUUGGAGACUAUUUAGAUAUGAUGAAUGAUAGUUAAUUAACUAACAAUGACAUGUGUAUGAAAAAGUGUGAUUUGAAUUUAUCGAUGUCAGGAACAUAUACAGCUUCUGAAGAUGGGGCUAAAAUCAAGAAGAAAAAGAAGAAAUCAAAAGAAUAAAAAAGAAAAAGAAGAUGCAAAAGAAAGCUCAAAAAGAGAUUAGAGCGCAGUAUGAUGGAAAGUGAUACUCAAAGUGUAUUAGGAAGCGAAAAAACUGAUCUUAAUAAUUCAAUUAAUCCCGUAGCUAUUCCCUCUACUGUGGCCAAUACCAAAAAGAAAUAAAAUAAUAAUAAAAACAAUCAAAACAAAAACCCAAGAAAAAAACAAGGUAAUAAUAAUAAGUUAUUCUAUGGAGAUCAAAUGACAAACCAGUUCUCAAAUUGUAGUGGCUACAGUUUAAAGAGAAUGCUUGAUGAAAACUUGCUGGAAUAUUUUACUUUUACAGUUACCUUAUCACAAGGAGUGGCAGUAAACAUCUAUAUAACUGAUUUCUAUCAAUUUGACGAGCAAUUUGAAAUGUAGUCUUGCAUCUAUGGAAUAGACAGCAGUACUAUUUUAGAUUUAAAAAUCAAUCUAAUUUUUGAAAUUUUGACAUAAAACCUUUAUCCUAAUAUGAAUAACUUCUUUGAGCACUUGAUCGGCAAUUACUCAAUGGCUAAAAUGCCAACUAGCUUUACCUAACAAAGUCUCAAAAAGUACGUUUCUUAAGAUUCUUCUGAACUAACUGAAAUGGCCGAUUAGUAUUUAGUUGAAAGUAACUUAGCUGCUUUUCUUACUGAGAGCAUGCACAAUAAUUUCAGUUAAGAAAGCAAUUUCUAUGAUAGUUAACUAAUUUUGUCAUAAUGA
This is a messenger RNA of Tetrahymena thermophila SB210, 4110 nucleotides long. Its product is annotated as transmembrane protein, putative. The record is from RefSeq and is a predicted model, not a curated record. The transcript has a single exon. NCBI's taxonomy places the organism in Eukaryota, Ciliophora, Oligohymenophorea, Hymenostomatida, Tetrahymenidae.